GUAGCCCGGUACCAGUCGACUGUCCCUCUGCUUAGACGAACGUACUAACCAAGCGGGAGAUUGCACCCGUUUCGAUUGGUGUGUACGUACAUAAUGGUGGAUGCUGGAGGCGGAGCUGGAACCGGAGGCAACGGAGGAGACAGCCCGAGGUGCUACAAUUGCGACGAACCGGGACACCUGUCACGAGGCUGCAUCAAGCCGAGGAGAUACCAGCCGAGAAGAGAAUCGAGCGGACACAGUGCGGCUUCUACUUYACAGAACAACAACGGCGACAGACAACUGGUACCUGCUCAAGGAUCGGGUGUUGUGCAGACACACGGSGGCUCUUCAUACAACCAUGGCUACGGCCACCAAGGCGCCCAGGAGAAUCGAGGAGGAUACGACAGGCGGCUACAACAACUACAACCACCAAGCCAACCUCACAUCCAACAAGGACAUAGUCGACGCUGUUCUAAUGAUGAAGGAGUUCUGCUCAACGUUCAUGGAGGAGAAAAGACUCGAGAUUGAAAGGCGGAGGGAGGACGAGCAAAGAAGGAAACGUGAAAUGGAGGAAGCAAGGGCCAAAGAAGAACGAGACAAAYGCGAAGCGGAGAAAUUACAGAAGGCCCAGGAAAGGGAAGCCCGUUUCGCUCUCCUCAUUGACARCAAACUGGACAAGAAGGACACUGGAUACCAAGUAAUCGUUGAACAACUCGYCGAACAGAACAAGAUGUUCAGGGAAGCAAUCGGCGAAUUGAAGACUGGCACCAUUGCAAACCCGAUCAUGGUAGAGGACAUCAGGCGAGACAUACUUCUACUGCGCRAAGCCGARAUAGAAARGAGCCGGAGGAAGAGAGGGAAGGAGGCAACCAACGAAGACAAKGAAGGCCCACCGAAGGAGAAGCAACGCACAGAGGGACCCACCACCACCGARGAGAAUAUCCACGCCGAAUUCGAGAAGAUGAAGAAGCAGUACCAAKAACAGAUAGAGGCAAUGAGGGCAGAAAUCGCCAAGCUAAAGGCAGCCCAAGCACCAGCAGCUGCCACCCYGUCAACAUCAAGACCAGAACCAAGAACACCAGCCACAGAAGGACGGGCACUAGACCGAAUCUUCGCACAGACGGAGYCAGCUCGACGACGAAACUGCAGCAGGGCCAGAACACCCGACCGCAUCAUACCAGGAAGAAAGGCCGCGGUAGCAGCACCAGGACCGGAAGACCGACUUCAACGCAUGARAUUGGUAUGGACCGGGCCGAAGUCAAUCGGGCAGAUACUUCGUAACCAUCGUAUGAUAGCAAGGAAGGCGCAAAACGAGUGUCCUUGCCCGUGUCAACAARCCGUUCUCCCGAAAGACAACAAGGGGCACAUUAGUUUCCGAUUCUCAGAACUAGACGGAGUUYCACAACUCAUGAAGAAUUCCAGAAACAUACCGGUACCAAGGAAACCGGACGGACRACGGCUGRCAACGCAAYUGAACGAUGCUUUUGAAGCUUUCUUUCACAUGUCACACCCARGCAAAGGGAAGGAGAUGACCSAGUGUUGGAAGGAGAACAAGAUAACACGAGGGAUACAAAUGUCACGCCCCUGCAAAGGGAAGGAGAUGACCGAGUGUUGGAAUGAGAAUGAGAUGACACAAGGAAUUCAAGUUCGCGAGGUAGCUGAUAUGAAGAAGAGACUACGGGGAAUGGUGAUCAUGCCAGUAGAUGAUAACCAUGGCAACACAAUGGUCUGCUGCCCAAGAACCUACGGGACCACCAUCGAGACUAUGUUCGUACAGAAUGGAGGUUUCAAGAACAUUAACGAGGAAGGAUACUACAAGGAAGGGUACCACACCAAAUGCAAGGAAGGAUACUACAAGGAAGGGUACCAUCGCAUCGCCAAAUGGAACAAUCAUGGAGAACUAGGAAAAGCGUACGUCAUUCCAAAGCACAACGACACGACCAGAUGGAGACCAAUCUGCCCGUCCUACAGCGAAGCAAGCGGGAGAAUGAGCAAGCUCACAGGCAAGGCAAUCAACCACCUAUUGUGGUCUCUACCCAAGCACUCGAACUUCAACUUGAAGAGUACGCGACARCUACUGGAAGCAGUGGAGGGCACGAACAAGUCAGUACARAAAGGUGAGAAGUGGGGAAUGUUAGCAGCAAGCUUCGAUAUCAAGGACAUGUUUGUGAAACUCCCCCACGGGGCAAUUAUGUCGGCAAUACACUGGGUCGUAGAUUUUUACGAGAACGAGGGAGUGAGUAGGGUCAGAGUCAAGCUCAAAGGGAAAGGUGCAACUUUUGGAAAGGCGGACGGAGAAGUAGGAUGGCAAUCCGUGUCCCUAAGAAACAUUGCAAAACGAUUGCAACAAGUUGUAGGUAUUYCGAUGGGAAAGAGUAGCAGCCCURCAAUCGCUUGUCUMUUGUGCGCAUUUUAUGAAUGCGKUUUUUUGUCUUCGCUCGGGAAAGAUCGUAGAUUGGUACAGGGAUGYAGACUGGUCGACGACGUUUCUGUUUUCGUAAGCUUCAGGAUCAACCACGAAAUGAGCCUAACGAGAGCCACUGAGAUCAUGCACCAGUUCCAGCAAUGUUACCACGAGGAUCUCACUCUGGUCCRGACGRACGAAGCGGCAGCCGCAUGGGUAUUUCUGGGAUGUACCAUGGAGGUGAGGAUGUACCCAUCGGAGRUGAGCUGCACGGCCAGAACGGCAAAUGGACCAAGUCUUCUCAGYGGUGGCCCACUAGUGUUCCAGGGAUUGCAAGAUUACAGAUCAUACACCGCCAGAAGUACCAAGAGGGCGGUCAUCACAGGGUGUUUAAGCAGGAUAUGGGACCACACCCUWGACAAGUCCACGGCGGGACCCACCCUCCUCGCAACGAAAAUAGAGUUAUGGAAAAGAGGUUUUCCCGCUCGCGCCUUCGACGACGAGCUCAAGAAAUUUUCGAAAYGAAAGGAUGAUGUGUGGCAAAGAUGGACCGAGGUCUUGUGCGACUGGGACGAUUACGAGUAGAGAGAGAGUUCUUUUGAAUUCGAAUUUGAAGGACAGAUGGCCAUUUUUCGAACUGGGUGGUACGAAGCAACGAUUGGCGCUCAAGGCACCUGGACCCGCGUGGAAACGCGCCCACGCGCACCGCAGGAACGGAGUUCAGAUUUAUUUUAUCGUUAUUAUUUUUAUUGUUAUUUUAUUAUCUUUCGAUGACUUAACAAUUUUUUUUCGGAAUUUAGGCGGGAACUGCGAACAAGGACUUAAGGACUACACACGACUUUUUUCGGGGCUCAGGUGGUAACUACGGCUCGGACACACGAGCGAAGAAGUAUUUAUAGGACCGACACAGCACAGUUCGGCACAUCACCUUUCGCACUUUGCCCCUGACGACGCUGGUCUGUCGCCAGCAGAAACUAGUCGGGCACUUCGCUAGGAUGGGGGUAGUAGGACGCUGCGACCUCCAUCACUAGUCUAGGUCUUCACGACGCAUCCCGGAGGUGAUUUCUAUCAGACUAUGUUGUGAGCUUCAUGACGCACACCUGCGUGCGCUCUUUCAUUCAUUCAAUAACAAAAGGCUUUUUGAUGG
Chara braunii is the source of this 3530-nucleotide messenger RNA. The record is from the annotation of a GenBank genome assembly. NCBI's taxonomy places the organism in Eukaryota, Viridiplantae, Streptophyta, Charophyceae, Charales, Characeae.